UGAAUUAGUCGUAUUCGAAUUUAGAGUCAUUGUUGAAAUUAAAUUCAAUUGCAAAUCAAAAUUCACUCGUAUAAAUCUAAAUCCAAUGUAUAGUUAUUGCCAUGUCAAGUCGCUAUGAUGGUGCCGUGACAAUUUUCUCUCCCGACGGACACCUGUUGCAGGUUGAAUACGCUCAGGAGGCAGUUCGCAGGGGUUCAACAGUGGUCGGAUUGUGCACAAAGAAUUGCAUAGUGCUGGGAGUGGAGAAAAAGGCUGUCGAUCCACUGCAAGUUGAGAGGGCGACACAUAAAAUUAAAAAACUCGACGAUCAUAUGAUAAUUACUUUUGCUGGUCUUACGGCCGAUGCUCGAGUGCUCAUUAAUCGUGCCCAGAUUGAGGCUCAAAUGCAUUGCCUAAACCGGGAGAGACCAGCGUCUGUGGAAUACAUUACACGAUACAUUGCCAAAUUAAAACAACAGAAUUCCCAUACGAAUGGGCUGCGUCCAUACGGUGUCUCCUGCAUCAUAGGUGGCUUCGAUGUGGAUGGCAAGCCGCAUUUGUUUCAGACCGAGCCUUCGGGAAUCUAUUACGAGUGGCAGGCCAACUCAACGGGGCGAUUGGGCCAAGCAGUCAGAACGUACAUUGAGAAGAAUCGCAGUGCGAUGAUUAACGCCCCCAAUGAGGUUGAAGCCGUCAAGCAGAUGGUGCGCACCUUGCAUUUGUCCACAUCAUUGGGUCCGAGUUUCUUCGAAGUGGUUGUGCUGAAGCACAACGAGCCGAUGACCAAAGUUGCCCCUGAGAUGAUAGCCUACAUGGUUCAGCUCAUUAAGCAGGAGGUUGCCGAGGAGGAGGCUAAGCAAAAGCAGCAACAGCGAACCGCGGCGACUUGAUUUGGAGUUCGACGUUUUUCUUGUUAACUUCACGUUUGCCGAGAGCGACUUAGUUAACCUUUCGGUCCAAUCAAGACUUCAUGAAAGUUCUUUUUUUUGUUCUCUCUCGGCAAUUUAAUUUUAACCUCUCUCUCUCUCUCUCUUCCCGUAUUUGGCUCAUUCUCAAGGGAUGCUUGCGGAAUAUGCCAACUGCAAGCUGGCAAGGGUAUGGGAUAGGUAGGUGAGGGAAAGUAAUCAGCACGAAAAAUGUGUAAAGUGAGCAAAUCACUUAAUUUGCCUCAAGGGCAUGUUUAUAUACUUCAUCGCAUCGUCCAUCGUCUAUCGUCCAUCGUCCUCACAACGCUCAAAUUCCUUGACCAUUUCAGAUGGACGCUAUCUUAACUUGGCCAGCUUUUAUGUGCAGGCAACGGGAUGGCAAAAGACGAGUUAGAAACUUUUAAGUGAAAAUGGGAAUUGAA
Drosophila sulfurigaster albostrigata is the source of this 1327-nucleotide messenger RNA. RefSeq names its product proteasome subunit alpha type-7-1B (gene Prosalpha4T2). The transcript is spliced from 3 exons. Gene Ontology annotation, biological process: ubiquitin-dependent protein catabolic process. The coding region runs from base 102 to 869 and encodes 255 amino acids. Gene Ontology annotation, cellular component: nucleus; proteasome core complex, alpha-subunit complex; proteasome core complex. The record is from RefSeq and is a predicted model, not a curated record. Lineage: Eukaryota; Metazoa; Arthropoda; Insecta; Diptera; Drosophilidae.